This is a messenger RNA of Brassica napus (rape), 500 nucleotides long. Its product is annotated as auxin-responsive protein SAUR20-like. The record is from RefSeq and is a predicted model, not a curated record. Gene Ontology annotation, biological process: response to auxin. The transcript has a single exon. NCBI's taxonomy places the organism in Eukaryota, Viridiplantae, Streptophyta, Magnoliopsida, Brassicales, Brassicaceae. Bases 1 to 291 code for a protein of 96 amino acids.
AUGGCUUUGUUUAGAGGUCUCUUGGGUGCAAAGAGGAUUAUUAACUUUUCUGUACCGGUUACAAGCAAAAGGACAUUUUCGGCACCAAAGGGGUUUCUUGCGGUGUACGUUGGUGAAGACCAGGUCCAGAAGAAGAGAUAUUUGGUGCCAAUCUCAUACUUGAACCAGCCUUCUUUUCAAGCGCUUCUCAGCAAAUCCGAGGAAGAGUUUGGAUUUGAUCAUCCAAUGGGUGGCUUGACGAUUCCUUGUCCUGAAGAUACCUUCAUCAAUGUGACGUCUCAGUUUCAAUGAAGAUGUUCAAGAAGAAGAAGAAAACUGACAUUAGUUAGCCCAAGUUAGAUAUAUAGAAUUAUUCAAUGUAAAUAUGUUAGCUGUUUUCCUCAUUCUUUGUUAAGAAAGAGUUACAAGAGGUUACAAAGCUCAAAUGUCUAUGCCAUAUUUCUAAGAACACAAACAAAUAUAAGAUUCUUGUCUUAUGACAAAUUAGCUUUUUUUAUCUU